GUCCAUGCAGCAGCAAUCCAUACACCGCAUAUCUCGAGCCCUCCUCUCAUCCAAACCUCAUCAUCCUUUUUCAUCCUCCAUCCGCCCAUCCCUCACCUCCUCACCCCAAACAAGAAGUAUCAUGACCAAGGAGACCACGCCCCCACCUCCCGCUGCCACCGCCGCCACCCAACAAACCACCGUCCCCCACGAGCCUCCCUCCCUCCCCAACUCCCCCCUCGCCAAACGCACCAAGACCAACACCACCCAGGAAGAAGAACAGACCCAAUCCGCCACAAUGACCAAAGACCUCUCCACCUCGCAGGCCCCGCCUCCCCUGCUCGUCAAGAAGCUCAAUGACAAGGCCCGUGCCCCCACGCGCGGCUCUGCCUUCGCUGCCGGCUACGAUGUUUACAGCGCUAAGGAGACUGUCAUCCCGGCUAAGGGCAAGGCGUUGGUAGAUACUGGUAUUGCUAUUGCUGUUCCGGCUGGGACUUGUAUACGGCCGCAUCGCCCCCGCAGCGGCCUCGCGUCGAAACACUUCAUCGACACAGGCGCGGGCGUCAUCGACGCUGACUACCGUGGCGAAGUCAAGGUGCUGCUGUUUAACUUUUCUGAGGUCGAUUUCACGGUCCAGGAGGGGGAUCGCGUUGCUCAGUUGAUUGUGGAGCGGAUCUACACUCCGGAAGUCACAGUCGUCGAAGAGCUGGAAGAGAGUGUGCGCGGCGCGGGCGGUUUCGGGAGUACUGGUACUAACUAAGUAGCACCUAGUGCAGGUGUCUUACUAGUUAGGCUUGGUUAUAUCAACGAGAAAUAUGAAAACAAAAUGGUUAGAUAAAAUGAACAAUCAUGAGCUAUUAUACAGCAGGAUAGUACUGGUUACCAUGGUGGUUAUUCAACCAUCUCUUGAACCCAUUCUCCGGUGUAU
Molecule: messenger RNA, 907 nt
Organism: Aspergillus campestris IBT 28561
Lineage: Eukaryota; Fungi; Ascomycota; Eurotiomycetes; Eurotiales; Aspergillaceae
Product: deoxyuridine 5'-triphosphate nucleotidohydrolase
Exons: 3
Coding region: 122-739 (205 amino acids)
Biological process (GO): dUMP biosynthetic process; dUTP catabolic process
Molecular function (GO): magnesium ion binding; dUTP diphosphatase activity
Source: RefSeq, a predicted model, not a curated record